Molecule: messenger RNA, 1949 nt
Organism: Papaver somniferum (opium poppy)
Lineage: Eukaryota; Viridiplantae; Streptophyta; Magnoliopsida; Ranunculales; Papaveraceae
Product: cytochrome P450 CYP82D47-like
Exons: 4
Coding region: 1-1797 (598 amino acids)
Biological process (GO): defense response to other organism
Molecular function (GO): monooxygenase activity; heme binding; iron ion binding
Source: RefSeq, a predicted model, not a curated record
AUGGGAUGUUACAUUUCAAGGAGUCUAGUCGAAGUGAUUGUGGAUGGCAGGCCUAUAUCUACAUAUUCAGAAAAAUCAAAAUUAGCUAAUGAGUCUCCAUCCUAUCAAUCUUCUGAAUUGUUAGAAAAAAUUGCAGGUUUAUUAGCUUUACUAUCCUUCUUCUACUGUAUAUGGGUCUUUAUUAAACGGCCAAGGGACAUCAAAAUAAACUUCCAAGAGUGCAGGCUAACACCAGCAACGCCACCUGAAGUAGAAGGUGCGUGGCCAAUAUUAGGCCACCUUGUUCAGCUAGUAGGAUGUACACCUCUGUUUAAGAUCCUUGCCGACAUGUCUGACAAGUACGGACCUAUUUUCAUCGUCAGAUUUGGUAUGCAUCAGACCCUGGUUGUGAGCAGUUGGGAGAUAUCUAAAGAAUGCUUCACUACCAACGAUAGGGUAUUUGCUAGCCGUCCACUUAGUGCAGCUGGGAAGUACCUAGCGGAAGCCAUGUUUGGAUUUUCCCCAUAUGGUCCUUAUUGGCGGGAGAUCCGUAAGAUCGCAACACUUCAGUUACUCUCUCAUAAACGCCUCGAGUUGCUUCAGCCUAACCGUUACUUAGAGAUAAACAAUUGCAUGACAAGAUUAUAUGAUUGCUGGAUGGAACACCGUAAACAGAUAAAGCAGAAUGGCACAACAAGCUUAACUAUUUCCGUUAAGGUCGAUAUGAGCCAAGUUUUUGCAGAACUAUCCUUGAACGUGGUGUUGAAAACUAUUGUAGGAAAGACCCUUUUUCUUAAGAACAACAAGGAAGAUCACCACAAGGAGGAAGAAGAUGGCCAAAAGCUCCACAAGUCUGUCCUAAAAUUCUUCAAACUGGCAGGAGUAUCAGUUGCAUCUGAUGCUCUUCCAUUUCUUGGGUGGCUUGAUGUGGAUGGGCAAAAGAAACAAAUGAAGAGAGUCUCCAAGGAGAUGAACUUGAUAGUUUCAAAGUGGCUUGAAGAGCAUCAAGAGAAAAAACGACUUCAAACAAUAGGAUCCGAUGGAACAGAAAGAGAGGCUAAUGAUGAUAACAAUCAUGACUUCAUGGACGUGUUGAUGUCAGUUCUCGAUGAAGAAAAGGAUGACCUGUUCUUCGGUUACGCUCGAGAUACCGUCAUCAAAGGCACAUGUCUGAACCUUAUACUAGCUGCAUCUGAUACUACGUCAGUUACGUUGACAUGGGCUCUCUCGCGGGUACUCACCAAUCCUAGUGUCUUAAAAAAGGCUCAGGAUGAGCUCGACACCGAAGUUGGCAAGGAAAGAAACGUACAGGGACAGGAUAUCGAUGAUCUCGUCUACCUCCAAGCAAUCGUCAAGGAAACUCUCCGAUUAUACCCUCCUGGCCCACUCUCUGUACCACAUGAGGCUACAGAAGACUAUAUUGUUGGUGGGUAUGAAGUGAAAGCAGGUACGCGGUUGUUGGUUAACCUGUGGAAACUGCAGCGUGACCCUCGAGUGUGGUCAAACCCUUUAGAGUUCAAGCCAGAGAGAUUUCUUCCACAUCCCGCUGGUGGGUUUGGUGGUGAAACGGGAUACAUAGAAUUCAGGGGUCAGCAUUACGAGUACACACCAUUUGGAUUUGGAAGAAGGAUAUGCCCGGGGAUAGACUUUGGCCUCCAGACACUUCACAUGGCACUGGCUCGUCUGCUACAUGCAUUCGAUUUCGACACAGACGGAGGACUUGUAAUAGACAUGGCAGAAGGUCCAGGUUUAACCAUGCCAAAAGUAACCCCACUUGAAGUUCACCUUAUUCCACGUCUGCUGGCCACACUUUACUAGACUCAGCCAUCAGUAGUAGUGAUAAAAAAAAAACAAAUCCAUAAAUAAGGGUGUUCUGUACGGAGAUAAAAAAAGAAAAAAGACAAGUUUAAGGGUGUUCUGUUAUGCGUGCUAGAGCUGGCAAACGGGCGGGCCGGGGCUUGCCCGUUGCG